GAUGUUUCCUUUCCUGAGCUUUAACAUCACCGGCCUCAACCCCACGGCCCACUACAACGUCUUCGUGGAGGUGGUGUUGGCGGACCCCAACCACUGGCGUUUCCAGGGGGGCAAGUGGGUGACCUGCGGCAAAGCUGACAACAACAUGCAAGGCAACAAAGUGUACGUGCACCCCGAGUCGCCCAACACCGGGGCUCACUGGAUGAGGCAGGAGAUUUCUUUCGGGAAACUGAAGCUAACGAACAAUAAAGGUGCUAACAACAACAACGCACAGAUGAUAGUACUGCAAUCCCUACACAAGUACCAGCCCCGGCUUCACAUUGUGGAAGUGACUGAAGAUGGUGUUGAAGAUCUGAAUGAUUCCUCAAAGACUCAAACAUUUAUUUUCCCUGAAACGCAGUUCAUAGCAGUUACAGCAUAUCAAAACACUGACAUUACCCAGCUCAAAAUUGACCAUAAUCCUUUUGCAAAAGGCUUCAGAGACAACUAUGACUCCAUGUACACAGCUUCAGAAAAUGACAGAUUAACUCCAUCUCCCACGGAUUCUCCUAGAUCCCACCAGAUCGUCCCUGGUGCCCGAUACAGCGUGCAACCGUUCUUCCAAGAACAGUUUGUCAACAACCUGCCCCCAGCCAGGUUUUACAACAGUGAGAGAACCGUCCCUCAGACAAACGGCUUGCUCUCCCCGCAGCAGAAUGAAGAGGUGGCCAGCCCUCCUCAGCGGUGGUUUGUUACGCCUGUACAGCAGCCCAGUGCCAACAAACUGGACAUGAACUCCUACGAGACGGAGUAUUCUCCUAGCACCUUGCUCCCUUAUGGCAUUAAAUCCCUCCCCCUUCAGACAUCCCAUGCUCUGGGGUACUACCCUGACCCGACAUUUCCAUCCAUGGCAGGCUGGGGGAGCAGGGGCUCUUACCAGAGAAAAAUGACAACAGGAUUACCUUGGACCUCCAGAACAAGUCCUUCAGGUUUCUCCGAAGACCAGCUUUCUAAGGAGAAGGUGAAAGAAGAAAUUGGCUCAUCCUGGAUAGAGACUCCACCCUCCAUAAAGUCUCUAGAUUCAAAUGAUUCUGGGGUCUACACGGGUGCUUGUAAGAGAAGACGGCUAUCCCCUAGCACUUCCAGCAAUGAAAAUUCCCCAACUAUGAAAUGUGAGGACAUUAAUGCUGAGGACUAUAGCAAAGACACUUCAAAAGGCAUGGGCUACUAUGCGUUCUAUACUAGUUCUUAAAGCAUCCUUUUAUUCCAAUUGGCUAAUUUUUUUUCAGGGUGGCCUUGGUUUUUUUGCAUUACAAUUGCCAAAAACACUCUUGCCUUCCACCUUGAAUUGUUGUGUGCAAUUCUAAAGAAGGUGCCAAAGCUUUUUGACUGUUGCAGGUAACAAAGGAGGGAAAGAGCAAAAAAGAGCAAACUAUGGUAGAAUUCUUCCCCUCUUUUAGAAGGAACCACAUGUGGAAGCUGUAAGCAGGAGCCUAGAUUUUUUUUACAAUGUGGCUUAUUUAUUGGAGACACUAAAGUGUACAGUUAGGCUUGGCUCAGAGGCCUGAUCAAAUCUAUGCACUCCUGAGCAAGGAAAUAAGGGGGUAGGAUCCCAAAUUUAACUUUCUUCCCUGCCUGCCCCUCAGAUAAAGGGGGGCUGGGUUGCGGGGAGCUGCACAAAUGCUAUGUUCUGCUUUAGACUGAGCUGGCUUCUUCAACCCUUGUCUGCAGCACAGUUGGCCGAGUUGGAUAUUGCUCGGCUGAGGCUUUCUUUGGCAGAAGAUGGCCAAAAUGAGGCCUGCUUGCCAGGCAGGAUUUUGACUUGAAGGUCUUUUUGCUAACGAUGGGGUUACAAUGACCAAAUCUGACUUCUUAGUUUAGAACUUGCAUUACAAAAAAACAUGCCUCCAUCCCAAAAGCCUAACCUUUAUUGAGGUGGCCAAAAACAAAGUGUACAGUUGUGUUUUGUCUAGGUACACUGUAGAAUAUUGUGGAAUAAUGUAUAAAUAGUUGACCUAUAGCUGUUCAGUCAGAAGGACCUCUGGUGGUGCUUUGAAGUUCAAAAGGCUUUUUUUUUUUUGGUUAAUCAAACCUAGCAUAUGGAGCAUUGCGAAAAACAUGAACGGAUUUCUAUUUACGUGUACGUAAAGUGACUUUUUCAGCUGCCCUGUACAAAAUGAAGUGAUGUAACUUGCCCACUCUUCUUGCCUAUAGUUUCAGCCAUUUUAAACUGAUCAGCCCUAGAGCACUGGCACACAAACUCUUCUCCCAACAAAACUUGGUUCCGUUUUCUUUUUCUAUGUACAUAGUAGUAAUUUUUAAUAAAUGUGGUGGUGCCAGGGACAAGAGUGGGGGUGGCUCUCUGCCUCGUCUUUGCCUCUACUGGGUGUCCCAGCUUGGGGGAGGAGGAGGGAGCACAAUCUUUGGGGGCUGAGUUGUCUCUAUAUCUAGACAUGCCUUGCAAAGUUUCUCCUUGCUGCUUUAUCCCUUGCACUGUGCCCAUUUGGACGCUG
This is a messenger RNA of Aptenodytes forsteri (emperor penguin), 2492 nucleotides long. RefSeq names its product eomesodermin (gene EOMES). Gene Ontology annotation, molecular function: DNA-binding transcription factor activity, RNA polymerase II-specific; RNA polymerase II cis-regulatory region sequence-specific DNA binding. Gene Ontology annotation, cellular component: nucleus. The record is from RefSeq and is a predicted model, not a curated record. Gene Ontology annotation, biological process: endodermal cell fate specification; CD8-positive, alpha-beta T cell differentiation involved in immune response; regulation of transcription by RNA polymerase II. The transcript is spliced from 5 exons. Lineage: Eukaryota; Metazoa; Chordata; Aves; Sphenisciformes; Spheniscidae. The coding region runs from base 2 to 1231 and encodes 409 amino acids.